ACUCGUGUUCAUUCGCUACUCGCUGUGCCUCGCAAUAUUCGCUCUCAUUUUCAGUGUUGCCGCAGUGCUAUCUUUGCUCGUGUAGGACAAGAGAAGGCAAAUCUUGGUAGGAGAGAUCAUAAAUGCACUGAAGUAAUAGAUUUGAUACAACACAUUCACCGAGAGGAAGUGCACCAAGGCUCGACAUUCAUCAUGGACUGCACAGAGGACCUGCAGUGUUCCGUCUGCAUUCAGCUCUACAGCGAUAAAUCCCCCCCGAAGAACCUGCCCUGCGGUCACAGCGUUUGCUCCUCUUGCAUGGACCAACUAAUGUUAGAUAGCGGGUAUUGUCCGGAGUGUCGGAAAUCACUCAAAUCAAAGGAAAUGAAGGAUUGCAGUGUCAACAUCCCACUCUUGAGACUGUGUCGACUGCACGCGUUUGUCACCAGCGGGAAGGAGGACUUGCCCCCCGUCGACCUCAACUUCAAACCUUUAGACUCAAAACCCUUGGCGAGCGAGGGAACCUGUCCCUUGCACGGCCACCCGCUGUUCUUCUUCUGUCUGCCCUGUGAUGCGUUAGUGUGCCGAGGUUGUCUAAUUUCGGAUCACCCCGAUCAGCCCUAUGGGCGGUGCCUCAUCAGAAGCGUCGAGGAAAAACGGCAGAUGAUGAUCAACGCUCAGCUGGAGGUCCUGGAGGAGCACCACAAAAAAUCAUUAGAGACGAAGAACAACUUAACGCGAAUGUUCAAGGGGUGUAAAAUUGCCGUCGGUUACUGGGAGAAGAGAGCCGAGCCACAGAAGGAUGAGGAGCAGGAGAGGAACUUGCAGGAGGCUCGCGAUAUCCACGACGUUGUGAAAAAGGAUCUGGAUAUAUACGCUCAGUGGACCGAUUAUUUCCGCGAGGCAGUGGAGAACCUGAAAGCGGCCACAACCAUCAUCACUAUUGAAUCGGUGACUGAAAAGGCUAAGGAAAAGAUACCAGAGUUUGAAAAGUUAGAAAUAGUGGACAGAAAAGACGAUGUCGUGAAGGUAUUAAUGAAGUUUUGGAAUGGCCAAUCAUUAUUUUGGUAGGUGGUGAAGUUAUUGCCGUCAUAAUAUUCUAAUCGUUUUUCAAGGAGUCCAUUGUGAUAAUAUAGGGAUGUUAAAUGUUAUUUUCAUAGUGAUAAUAUAUCGAUAUAGUAGUUAUAUAGAUCCACCGGAAGGGUCAAAGAACUGGUGUUGCUGUAUCGUGGUUAUUUUAUUUUCUGUGUCUAUUGUUGAAAUGAACAACUAAAGUGAUUAUUACGGUCUCAAGAUAGUGACGAUGUUACCUAACUGAUAUUUUACAGAGAUAAGAAAUUUCUGGAAAGUAUCGUUGUGACCUGUUUUUCUAUACAUGACGUAUGUAAGGUACCAAGUGACAAAUAAGGAAUUUGAAGAGGUAUGGCCUAAAGUCUAUAUAAAAAAGAAUUUUAAAAAGUGAUCGAGUAUUGGGCGUGAAAGUGUGAUAGUAACUAUUUACACGGGGUACUUGAUUAAAUGUGAUAAUGCUCAACUUAUAAUCCUGGAGGUCAGUUAUUAAACUGACCGAAUUAAAAUAAAUUUUUUAUCGAAUAAACCUGCAAAAGUUACUUUUCCCUUGGUUCCUUUAUAUUAUUAUACACAGUAAACAAAUGUUAUGAUUCUCUAGACGCAAAGGUGUGUAUUGUUGCUGUUUUAGAGGAUAUUCAUACAUUUUACCUGCUUCCGAAUUUGUA
Macrobrachium nipponense is the source of this 1715-nucleotide messenger RNA. Its product is annotated as tripartite motif-containing protein 59-like. Lineage: Eukaryota; Metazoa; Arthropoda; Malacostraca; Decapoda; Palaemonidae. The transcript has a single exon. Gene Ontology annotation, molecular function: zinc ion binding. The record is from RefSeq and is a predicted model, not a curated record. The coding region runs from base 193 to 1050 and encodes 285 amino acids.